AUGGAGUUCAAGGUCACCAAUCGCUUCCUCAGUGACCUGGAACAAGCCAUCACCUCUCCUUCCGGUGCUGCUCGCCUUCCUUCCUGCUUCUUAGAACGUGACCUGGACCGUGGCCGAACGCAGUGCCGCUUCCUGCUCAACACAGAUGGUGGCUCUGAAGCUCCUGUGCUCACAGGCCAAGACCUGACCUUCUGGGAGGCGUCCUUGCCACCGCCACGCGUGCCUUCGGACCCUUUAACCCCGGGACUCUCACUAGAGCCUCCGGGUGACCCAAAGGAGAAGAGCAAGGCCAAGUCGCAGCUCAAGUCCUUCGCAAGGAAGUCUCAGAAGGUCUUGAGCAAGGUCAAAACACCUGUUGUGCUUAGUAUGCGCAGCUCAGGCAAGAGCGCAAAGCAUGAGGCACCGGCGCAAAGCCUAUCUGACUCAGAACGGAAGGAGAAAUCUCAUCACAGAUCUUCAUCAGUUCCUUCUCAUCGCGGCUACCAGCGAUGCGGCGCAGCAGCAGCAGCAAGUGCCUGGGACGUACCAAUGAUACCUUCUCCAUCUGCAAAGACAACUGCAAGGCAGUGGAUGCCAUCCCUGCGAUCUGGACGGAAGCAAUCCCCAAAUGGAAGGAGUUUUUGA
Durusdinium trenchii is the source of this 624-nucleotide messenger RNA. The record is from the annotation of a GenBank genome assembly. NCBI's taxonomy places the organism in Eukaryota, Dinophyceae, Suessiales, Symbiodiniaceae.